AAGUUUCAUUCGUAUUAGAACAAACAUUUCAAAUUCGGCAAACAUUACAAAAUAAAAAAAAAAAUAAAAAAAUUUACUGUAUUGUAUUAACCAAUUUGAUUAUAAUGGCGCUUCGUCUUACAACCAUUACUCUUCUAAAACGCACUCCUUUAUUACUCGUGCCAAAGUUAAAAGCAGCACCGACAACACGCACUCUACUACUAAGAAGUCCUUUUCCAGGGAAUCUGGUACCGUUUUUAGAUGAUGAUCCUUGUGUGUUCUCAAGGAAGGCCAUCAUGCACCAUGGGGGGUGCGGUUGUCAGUUGCAGUUCAGCAGACCGGCUAGCAAGUGCGAGGCGUUUACCUUGUCCAACAAGAACGUGCUUUUCGUGGCCGGUCUGGGAGGCAUUGGUCUGGACACCAGCAAGGAGCUGCUCAAGCGGGACCUGAAGAACCUGGUGAUCCUCGACCGCAUUAAGAACCCGGCUGCCAUCGCCGAGCUGAAGGCACUCAAUCCAAAGGUGUGCGUCACCUUCUACCCCUACGAUGUGACCGUGCCCAUUGCCGAGACCACCAAGCUGCUGAAGACCAUCUUCGGCCAGCUGAAGACCAUCGAUGUCCUGAUCAACGGAGCCGGUAUCCUGGACGAUCACCAGAUCGAGCGCACCAUCGCCGUCAACUACACCGGCCUGGUGAACACCACGACCGCCAUCAUGGAGUUCUGGGACAAGCGCAAGUGUGGACCGGGUGGGAUCAUCUGCAACAUUGGAUCCGUGACUGGAUUCAACGCCAUUUACCAGGUGCCCGUUUAUUCCGGCACCAAGGCUGCCGUGGUCAACUUCACCAGCUCCCUGGCGAAACUGGCCCCCAUCACCGGCGUGACCGCUUACACCGUGAACCCCGGCAUCACCCGGACCACCCUUGUGCAGAAGUUCAACUCCUGGCUGGAUGUUGAGCCCCAGGUGGCCAAGAAGCUCCUGGCUCACCCCACCCAGCCCCCGUUGGCCUGCGCCGAGAACUUCGUGAAGGCGAUCGAGCUGAACCAGAACGGUGCACUCUGGAAACUGGACUUGGGCACCCUGGAGGCCAUCAAGUGGUGCAAGCACUGGGACUCGGGCAUCUAAAGAAGUGAUACUCCCAACAAACACCACACAUAACAUUAGUUCAUAGGGUUCUGCGAACCACCAGAUAUUCACGCAAGGCAAUAAGGCUGAUUCGAAGCACACUCACAUUCUUCCCCUAAUUCGAUAAUAAAACUCUCCAUAAGAAUAUGGAAAAAUAUA
Molecule: messenger RNA, 1262 nt
Organism: Drosophila teissieri
Lineage: Eukaryota; Metazoa; Arthropoda; Insecta; Diptera; Drosophilidae
Product: alcohol dehydrogenase-like
Exons: 3
Coding region: 105-1103 (332 amino acids)
Biological process (GO): alcohol metabolic process
Molecular function (GO): alcohol dehydrogenase (NAD+) activity
Source: RefSeq, a predicted model, not a curated record